Molecule: messenger RNA, 1329 nt
Organism: Tachysurus vachellii
Lineage: Eukaryota; Metazoa; Chordata; Actinopteri; Siluriformes; Bagridae
Product: fatty acid desaturase 6-like
Exons: 2
Coding region: 60-374 (104 amino acids)
Biological process (GO): lipid metabolic process
Cellular component (GO): membrane
Molecular function (GO): oxidoreductase activity, acting on paired donors, with oxidation of a pair of donors resulting in the reduction of molecular oxygen to two molecules of water
Source: RefSeq, a predicted model, not a curated record
GCUGGUUUGAUUGAUCAGCUUAUCAGCUGUAGUUGUUUUCGCAGCACAUUGGGUUGCCGAUGUUUUCUCAGAGUCGUCGACCCAAGCGCAUAUAUCAGAUGAGUCACGGAGUGUUAAACCUGUCGAGGAACCCACUGUUGGACUGGACCUUCGGCCACUCACUCAUUAACUGCCACGUGGAGCAUCACCUGUUCCCCUCACUGUCUGACAACAUGUGUCUAAAGGUGAAGCCAAUUGUGUCGCAGUUCCUGAAGAUGAAGGCGUUACCGUAUCAGGAGGAAGACUAUCUCUCUCGUCUUCGUCUCUUCUUCCACAGGUACCAGGAGCUGAUGGUGUUUGCUCCUCCGAUCACUGAGCUGGUGGGGGUUCAGUGACGGAGAACCACAAGAACUGUCACAGAUCCUCCAACCAGGACUGUUUAUUUCAUAUCUAACUAGUGUACAGGUUCUACAAUGAUGCUAAAACACACACACACACACACACACACACACACACACACACACACACACACACACACACACACACACACACACACACACACACACACACACACUGCAGCUUCCAUCAUGAACACACCACCUGAUGGACCUUCUGGUGUCGCCUAAAGAGCUACCAAAGACCAAUAUGAAUAUUUAGGGCCCUAGAUAGGGAACAUAGUGUAUAUUAGUGAAGCCCUGUACUGUAGGGGCUGCACAUUACUCAAAAGUUAGUGCCCCCACUGCUGCCCCUCCCCAGUGUAGUAGAUUUGGUCUUUUACUAAAGCUCUUUGAACAGAAACUAAUGCACAUUUCAGCUGCUUUACAAUUAAACUAAAAUAAAUUUGCUUUGUUUUCAACUUUCAAAUGUAAUUUCUUAUUUUCUUAUAUUGGGUUUAAGUAAACACUAAAAUAACACUAUAUUAAAAAAAAGUAGCUUAAGUUUAUUUUGAUAAUAGUAGCUUUUUAAAAAAAGUUUAUGAUAAUUAGUUGUGAUAAAGUAACACAGGAAAUCCUAAUGAUUGUCUCCAGGACGUUUCUUGGACCAGUCACCUGUAUUAUUUCUUAUUUAACAGAGAUGAAGAAUUUUAUUACUCAGGACACAGAAACACAAAGUGAACAUUGGGGCUACUGCCACACAGCCACCAGAGAGCGCUAGUGUGAUGGUGUAAUAUCAUCUGCUAAUCUCUGGUUCAUAUCAAUACAUCGAGUGAAGCAAAAACAUCCUGUAAACAAGCACACACGUCUCUCAACCAGCAAAAAUCAGCAAAUUGUAUUAAACACUAAGAGCUAGGCUAACAGUGCUAACUUUAUUUUUAAACACUGUUUAUGACCUUAAAUAAUCAUGAAGUUA